Molecule: messenger RNA, 1398 nt
Organism: Colletotrichum godetiae
Lineage: Eukaryota; Fungi; Ascomycota; Sordariomycetes; Glomerellales; Glomerellaceae
Product: major facilitator superfamily domain-containing protein
Exons: 5
Coding region: 1-1398 (465 amino acids)
Biological process (GO): transmembrane transport
Cellular component (GO): membrane
Molecular function (GO): transmembrane transporter activity
Source: RefSeq, a predicted model, not a curated record
AUGAGUCGUUCAGCUGGGCAGGGCAAAGACAUACUGGAUCCGGAGCACUUGGAGAUCGUCCAAGAUAAUAUUACACAGCUGCGUCCCACACACUACUGGCCGCAAGAGGAUGCUGAGAGACGGCUCGACAAGAAAGUCGACCUCAAGCUAGACCUGAUUGUCGUGGGUCUCUUAGCUAUCGAAUUCAUCUUUUGUGGCAUCGACAAAACCAACGUCGGCUUCGUUGCCACUACUUCGUUCGCUAAAGACGCCGGCCUGUCUCCUGAUGAUAUCCCGAAAACUUUGUCCCUUUUCUCGGCCACUUACGUCCCCCUUCAACCAUUCAUGGUGGUCUUAGCACGACGCAUUGGAUCCGGCUUCACACAAAUCGGCAUGUAUUAUAUGUCAACCAUGUACCCAAAGUACGACGUGGGACUCAGAGUCGGUAUGUUCACGGGGAUGUACUCGGUGGCAGGAGCUUUCGCCGGCGUCCUUGCGUACGGCCUUCUCAGAAUCGACUCACGUAGUGUCCAUGGCUGGCAAAUUGUCUUCCUCUUUGAAGGCGCCGUCACAGUGUUCCUAGGGCUUUUGACGUUUGUAGUUCUGCCGAAGAACUUGUCCUCUGCAUGGUUCCUUACGGCGGAGGAGCGCGCGCACGCGAUACGACGCAUGGAAAUUGAUCUCGCUGGCGCUCAAGAAGAGGCUGAUGUUGAUAACACUACCGUCGUCAAGCGAGACUUUAUUGAUGUCGCCAAGGAUUGGAAGAAACUUUUAAUUGUGGUUUGUAAUAUCACGACGGUCCUUCCAGUCACGGCUUUCACGACCUUUCUGCCACUGGUUGUCCAAGGAAUGGGAUAUUCGGGUAUCGAGGCAACUCUUAUGAGUGUCCCGCCUUUCGUUGUGGGAACUGUUGGCCUGCUGGUCAUUGUCAAGUCUAGCGAUUACUGCAAGGAGAGGUCUCUGCACACUGUCGGCGGCAUGUGUUUGGGCAUCAUCGGGUGCGUCGUCAUGGCUACCUCUGCGAACACAAGACUCCGGUAUGGCUUUGCCCACGUCUGCAUGGCAGGAGUAUUCGUCGGUGGCCCCCUUCUCGCCGUGUGGUUGGCUGGAAACACUCCCUUGAAAGGGACUAGAAGCGUCAUGAUGGGUGUGAACGGCUGGUCGAACAUUGCUGGCGUCAUUGCAGGGCAGAUCUUUAAAAGCAAAUAUGCUCCCCGGUACGAGGUCCCACUCAUUGUAACCAUGAUCAUUAUGGCUUGCGGUAUCUGCGGGCUUGUGUUUCUGAAGCAUCUAUACAAGAUGGAGAGCAAGAAGAGAGCCGACGAGAUUGCAUGUUGGGAUGAAGCACAGUUUGCUGCUGAAGCUGUGUGCAGAGAAAGGAGGGGCGACCAGAAGCGCACGUUCAUGUAUGGUUCAUAA